AUGCCACGGCCGGGAUCGUCUCAGUACGGUUGGUGCGAUGAAGACAGGGCUGCCAGCGGGGGCGGCGAGUUCAUCUCCGCCGAGGAGGCCCUAGCCCUGGGGCCAGAGGCGUCCACGGCAGAGUUCCGCUGCAAGCUUGCGCUGCGGGUGCACGCGACGUGCGCCCUGAGGGACGACGGGCAGGCCGCGCUUCGCGUGGAGGUCGAGGGAGAGCUGCUCGUCUUGCCGCGCUUCCGGCUCGCCGGCCGCGAGGCCCUGGUCAGGCACUACACGGCAGCGCGCGCGGCCUUCGCCGAGGGGCGGGACGUGGCUGCCCUGAAGAGCUGCGAGCAGGCCCUGGGCGCGGCGGGCGGCCCCCUGUCGCGGUGCCGCGAGGUCGGCGACGUGCUGAACCUCAUGGGCGCCCUGCACCUGCGGCGUGGGGCGCCCGGGCUCGCCGCCAAGUGCCUGGAGCGUGCGCUGGCCCUGCGCAGGGCCGCGGGCCCGGGCAGCGACUGCGACCGCACGCUCGCCGCCACGCUCGGCUCCCUGGGGAGCGCGAGGCAGGCGCUGGGCGCGCACGCGGAGGCCCUGCGCUGCCACCUCGCGGCCGUGGAGGCGCUCGAGAGGGCCGGCGGCGAGGACGCGGCCCUGGCGGGGGCGCUGCACGCGCUCGGCGGCGCGCACCGCGUGCUGGGCCAGGUGGAGCAGGCGUGCCGCUGCUUCGAGAGGGCCCUGCAGCUCCGGGAGCGGGUGCUGGACCCGAGCUCGCCGCAGCUCGCCGCCACGCUGAACAACCUGGGCGCCGUGUCGCAGCAGCUCCGGCGCUAUCGCGAGGCCGUGGGCUGCUACCAGCGUUCGCACGAGAUCCAGUCCAUCGCGUACGGCCAGCGCCAUCCGACGACGGCCGCCACGCUCAGCAAUCUGGGCUCCGCCCACAGCCAGCUGGGCGAGCACCGCCGCGCGGUGGAGUGCCUGGGGGACGCCCUGGCCGCCCAGGAGCAGAGCCUCGGGCCAGAGCACCCGAGCGUUGCGACCACCCUGCACAACCUCGGGAACGCCAUGGCGGCCGCCGGGGCGGGGGCCGACGCGGCGCGCUGCCACUGGCGGGCGCUGGAGAUCUGGUCCAGGGCGCUGGGCCCCGCCCACCCGGACGUCGCCGCCACCCUGCACAGCCUGGGCAACGUGUACCGAGGCCUCGGGGAGCCGGACGCGGCCGCCAGGUGCUUCGGGGGCGCCCUGCGCGUCCGCGAGGCGGCCCUCGGCCCCACGCACCCAGAGACGGCGAGGACCCGGCACUGCGCCGCGCUGGUGGGCUGCCAGCUGGGGGACCCCCCCGCCGCGCUGCAGGAGCUGCAGGCGGCCGUCAACUCCCUGCUGGCCAGCCUGGGCGCGGAGCACCCCUGGUCGCGGCAGGCCUGCGCCGACGCGGAGGGCCUGCGCCAGGCCGUGGGCUGCUGA
Messenger RNA from Prorocentrum cordatum, 1440 nucleotides. Lineage: Eukaryota; Dinophyceae; Prorocentrales; Prorocentraceae. The record is from the annotation of a GenBank genome assembly.